AUGCAGCAGGGUGGAGGUCCUAUCUUCCCUUUGUACGGCGAGGGUAGGCUUCACGCUCGUGCAGCCCAAAAAUCGUUUCUAUGCUUGGCCAAUGACUGCAUUUUGGGGCCUAGGCUGCGAGUGGUAGAGCUGGAAGCCGGGCGCAUUUGCAUUGAUGAUGUGGACAUCUCCACGGUGCCGCUGCAGGUCCUCCGCAGCGCAGUGUCCCUGAUUCCGCAGGAGCCUGUGCUUUGGAGCGGCACGAUCGCUGAGAACCUGGACCCCACAGGGUGCCUUCCUGAAAAUCGUCUCCGUGAUGCGCUCGCGAAGAUCCACCUGGAUGCCAAACUGGAUUCGCUUGGCGGCCUUGCAGCUCGUGUCGAGAGGAGCGGCGGCAACUUUAGCCUGGGCCAGCGGCAGCUGCUCUGCAUUGCAAGAUGCAUAGCGAGAAGUAGCCGGGUCGUGCUGGUGGAUGAGGCAACGUCUUGCGUGGACGGUGAGACGGACGCCUUGAUUCAGGAAGCCCUCCGGACCCAAUUCCACAGGUGUACCAUGCUUGUGGUGGCACAUCGUCUCCAGACGAUUAUGGAUGCAGACAUGAUCGCGGUCCUGGAUGCCGGAUGCGUGGUUGAAACAGGCCACCCCUCAGCGCUUCUUGCUGAUCCAUCGUCGCGCUUUGCGCAGAUGGCUUCGCGAGUUCCUGUCGAGGCGGGUGGUCUCCAGACUGGCAAAGCCACAGCGCUGAGUUUGUAA
Messenger RNA from Symbiodinium pilosum, 732 nucleotides. Lineage: Eukaryota; Dinophyceae; Suessiales; Symbiodiniaceae. The record is from the annotation of a GenBank genome assembly.